Messenger RNA from Anopheles maculipalpis, 2626 nucleotides. RefSeq names its product ribonuclease Z, mitochondrial (gene RNaseZ). Lineage: Eukaryota; Metazoa; Arthropoda; Insecta; Diptera; Culicidae. Gene Ontology annotation, molecular function: 3'-tRNA processing endoribonuclease activity. Bases 105 to 2597 code for a protein of 830 amino acids. Gene Ontology annotation, cellular component: mitochondrion. The record is from RefSeq and is a predicted model, not a curated record. The transcript has 7 exons. Gene Ontology annotation, biological process: mitochondrial tRNA 3'-end processing.
GUCAAGCAUGGGUCGGCAAACGGAGGCAAAAAACAUAUGUUUUCCAUAAACACGUUGCUCAUCUUUUGUUUCGGCCUGCGAUCAGUUCGAUAGUGUUGGAAUAUAUGUAUACAAUUAGUAGUUUGAUAAGCUCGAAUGUAGUUAGAUCUAUAGUGCUAAAACGUUGGAAAUCUACUCAUAAGAAGUUGCACAACGUUCUCAGCAAAAUGCCGCUUGAUCCAAAACACAUUGCCGAGGCUCAGAAGCAACGAUUGAAGCUGAAGCAAAAAGUGUCGAAAGUAUCGCCUGGUAUCGUUAAUCUCCAGGUGCUAGGAUGUGGCGCACCGGGCACACCGGCUUCGGUGUACCUGUUUACGGAUCAAACGCGCUACCUCUUCAACUGUGGCGAGGGUACGCAAAGGUUAGCGUACGAGCACAAAACGAAACUCUCCUGCCUGGAGAACAUAUUCAUGACCCGUACUAACUGGGAACGAAUCGGUGGUUUGCCCGGCAUUUGUCUAACGAUGCAGGACGUCGGUGUGCCGGCCGUAUCGCUUCAUGGGCCACCCGGGCUGGAUGAGUUAUUCAAAGCGAUGCGACGGUUCGUUAUAUUGAAGGAUAUGAAAGUGGAAGCUGCCGAGUAUGCAACUGGAGACGUAUACGAAGAUCACGUUAUGACUCUUCGAUACGUCGUCAUCAAUCGAGAUACGAGCGAAUGCAAAGCGGCUGGAUCUGAUGAAGAGCAAAGCCAGGAUGAGGCCCCCGUUGACGAUACGGAUUAUUAUGCGUACGAGCGAAAGAAGGAACCACUUCAACAAACGCAACCCGAUAUGGUAAAAAGCUCUCGCACCACAGAUUGGACCAAACGUGAGGAAACUUCCGUAAUGGCGUACAUCUGCAAGCUAAAACCACGUCAUGGUCAGCUGUCCUUGGAACGGUGCGUUGAAUUCGGUGUACCGCCGGGUCCGCUGCUGGGACAGUUGAAGAAUGGCAAUGACAUUACCCUACCCGACGGACGUGUCGUUAAAUCGGCUGAUGUUCGAGCUCCGGAUGAUCCUGGUCCUGUGUUUAUGUUCCUUGACAUUCCCAGCCGAGAGUACUUGCAUGAUUUCGUAGCAAAAGGUGAUGUUUUUGCAAAGUAUCAGCAGCAAGCUACUGAGGAAUCAGAUCAAGCCAUUUUCGUUGUACAUUUUACUCCGCUGGAUGUGAUGCAAUCCGACGAAUAUAGACAAUUUAUGGAUCGGUUUUCGGCCAGCACCAGGCAUAUAGCGUUAAACGAGGUGAAUGGGUUUUCCGGUUACAUUGCGGCACAUCGCAUUCAGUAUCAUUUGAAUCAGCUGGAUGAGCAGAUUUUCCCUCUACUUUGCGAAGAGAACAACGACUAUAACGAUCCUUCAGCAACGGAUAGUGAUAUUGUGCGAUCAUCAUCGCUUAGUUACAUGCACAUUCGACCACCGAAAGGGAUCGACAGGGCACAAGAAGCAUCCUUAAAUCCAACGGAAUACCUGAGUGAACUUCACUUGUUACCAGAUUUCAAAGAAGCCUUGGAAGCCCUGAAGCUGCAAAUGGCACAGCACUGCGAACGGCGGACGGUAUCGAUAAGAGCCGAACAAUUUCCUCGCUUGAUCUUCCUCGGCACCGGAUCAUCCAUACCGAACAAAACUCGAAAUGUUAGCGCAAUUUUGAUUUUAACAAGCAAACAAUCCUCAAUUCUGUUGGACUGUGGUGAAGGAACUGUCGGUCAAAUAUGGCGAUUUUUCGGAAAAACGCACGCAGAAGAUGUCUUGCGAUCGAUUAAGGCGGUCUACAUCUCGCACCUGCAUGCCGAUCAUCAUCUGGGAUUGAUUGGUUUGCUGCAAGCGCGUAAGAAAGUGCUCGGCGAUAGCUGUGAACGGUUGACGUUGCUUGCUCCGGAACAAAUUUCCUACUGGCUACGGUUGUACGAUUGCAGAUUCGAAACCAUUCACAAAGACUAUACGCUUGUGAAAAAUGCAGAUCUGUUGGAAAAUCCCUUCAAAGAUGAACGAUUGCUUGAGAUGGGCAUUAAAGAGAUUUCUACCUGCCGUGUCCGGCACUGCCCACACUCUUUCGGUGUCGCUUUAAAAGUAGCUUCCUGUGGGACUUACCCGGACACAAACAUCGCAGGGGAUGUAAAAAUUACCUACAGCGGCGAUACUAUGCCUUGCGAAAGUCUUAUUGCGCUGGGCCGUGAUUCGACCAUUCUCAUACACGAGGCAACGAUGGAGGACGAACUGGCAGCAGAGGCACGCCUCAAAAUGCACAGCACACUAUCGCAGGCGAUCGAUCAGGGAAGGAAAAUGAAUGCCCGGUACACACUGCUCACACACUUCAGCCAGCGGUACGCGAAAAUACCUCGCCUUCGACCGGAACAGCAGCAAUCGGGACUCGGUAUCGAUCUGGGGAUAGCGUUCGACAAUAUGGAAGUAACGUUGGACGAUUUGUCGACACUGUGCAAGUUUUAUCCCGCACUGAAAGCGAUGUUCAUUAGCCACUUUGAGGAGAUGGAACAGAAAGCGAUCAAGCGGGGCAACAAAAAGUUACGCUUGGAAACGGUGAAAAAUGGCACCGGAUGUAAAGAAUGUUCCCCAACGCGAUAAGUUAGCAGGAGAUGAGGCGAUUCUUCAAA